Molecule: messenger RNA, 981 nt
Organism: Papaver somniferum (opium poppy)
Lineage: Eukaryota; Viridiplantae; Streptophyta; Magnoliopsida; Ranunculales; Papaveraceae
Exons: 5
Coding region: 1-981 (326 amino acids)
Source: RefSeq, a predicted model, not a curated record
AUGGUGUCAAAGUGCCUUUCCUCUACAUUCAGCGACGUCGACAACAAUUCAGAACUGAUUAGGGCAGAUAGAGAUAGUUAUGAAACUGAUGGAAAAGAAAUUGUUAAACCUCUUCUGUCCGAUGGGUGGGAGAAUGUUUUUGAUGAUCCGAACAAGCUUUUUCGUGGUGGUGUUUAUGCUGUUCGGUUGGCCUGUCAAAAGUAUUGUUUGAAGACUGGGUAUCGCGUAACAAAGGAUAAAAAGUAUGUUGGGAGGCACACUUGUGGAGCUGGUGUGAAGUUGAGAAGUCUAAAGUAUCGAAGAAGCUGGUACAACAACCUUAUUCAUGAUCGUGUGAUGCACAACCCACUUAUCAAGCCUCGCGAAAUUGAAGAUUAUAUAAAAGUUGGUGCUGGUGUUAAUAUCAAAUAUCACCAUGCAUAUCAUGGUUUGGAGCGGUCACAUCAUGAAAUUUUUGGGAAUGAUGUAAAGUCUUAUUCUGAUCUGGUUUGGUGGGUGAAUUCAUUGAAAGAAACAAAUCCUGGCUCUUAUGUGGAUUUUCAGUUUAACCAUGCAACUCAGACAUUUGAAAGGUUAUUCAUUGCAAUAGGCGCUUGUAUUGAAGGUUUUUAUCCGCUAGCCUUUGCAUUGGUCCCAGGAGAGGAUGUUGACAAUUGGGAUUGGUUUAUGUGCAAUCUUAGCAACAUUGUCGAUGACCGUCCUAUCACCUUUAUGUCUGAUCGUCAUGAAGGAUUGUUGAGGGCUAUUCCUAAACACUUUCCUACUUCCCAUCAUGGCUAUUGUUACUACCACUUGCAAGGAAACUUACCAAUCAGGAAAUCGGACGAGAAGUACAAAGAAGUUAUGGCUUGUUUCAAAAAAGCAACUUAUGCUCUCACACCAGCAAGAUAUGAAGAAGCACUAAUAGAAAUGGAGUUAAUGGGAAGGCCUGGGGUUGCUGAGUCCUUCAAUAAUUGGGUGUUCUUUUUGUUCCAUUCAUAG